Fonsecaea nubica is the source of this 1824-nucleotide messenger RNA. RefSeq lists its product as hypothetical. Gene Ontology annotation, molecular function: beta-N-acetylhexosaminidase activity. Gene Ontology annotation, cellular component: membrane. Gene Ontology annotation, biological process: carbohydrate metabolic process; glycosaminoglycan metabolic process. The record is from RefSeq and is a predicted model, not a curated record. NCBI's taxonomy places the organism in Eukaryota, Fungi, Ascomycota, Eurotiomycetes, Chaetothyriales, Herpotrichiellaceae. The coding region runs from base 1 to 1824 and encodes 607 amino acids. The transcript has a single exon.
AUGCAUUUUUGUCUCCUCUUUCCACUGACGACACUCGUUGUCAGCCUUCUGAAUGGCUUGGUAGGUGCCAUUGCCGCCAACCCUCUCCCGGCGCCUCAGAAUAUAACCUGGGGCACUUCAGGACCGAAACCUUUGGCUGGGUACUUGGUACUGAACUCGCCAUACAAUCAAGUCGUCAACGAUGCAUGGACGCGAGCAUGGAACACCAUCAGCACUUUGAAAUGGGUCCCCGUCGCUGUGGAAGCCCCGAUUAGCACUUUCGAGCCCUUUCCAACCGCGACACCCUCGUCCAGGGUGAAACGUUGGAAUUCGUUCCUCAGUCAGAUUGACCUUACUAUUGCCGACACCCAAGCUGAUCUACAACAAGGAGUGGAUGAAUCAUACACCAUCGACAUAACCCCAGCCUCAGAAUCUGUCAAUAUCACGGCGCAAACAGUAUGGGGGGCCCUUCAUGCAUUCACCACCCUCCAGCAGAUCAUCAUCUCCGAUGGCCAUGGCGGUCUGAUGAUCGAGCAACCAGUCUCGGUUGUCGACUAUCCAAACUACCCAUAUCGGGGCGUCAUGAUUGACAGUGGCCGGAACUUCAUUGGAAUCCCCAAGAUCUACGAGCAGAUUGACGGCAUGGCGCUCUCAAAGUUGAAUGUGCUUCACUGGCAUUUGGUGGACGCUCAAUCGUGGCCUCUCCAGAUGGCGAGCUAUCCUCAAAUGACCAAAGGGGCCUAUUCUUCCCAGUUGAUCUACUCACAGGACGACAUUCGGUCCAUCAUUGCUUAUGCCCGAGCUCGCGGCGUUCGUGUCAUCCCUGAAAUUGAUAUGCCAGGCCACGCAUCAUCGGGAUGGACGGAGGUUGAUCCAAGCAUUAUUGCGUGCGCAAACUCCUGGUGGUCAAACGACGUCUUCGCACUCCAUACUGCGGUGGAGCCAAACCCGGGACAGCUCGACAUCCUCAACAACAAGACAUAUGAAGUCAUCAAAAAUGUCUACACCGAGCUCUCGAGCUUGUUCACCGACAACAUCUUCCACGUCGGUGCUGACGAGAUCCAAACGGGCUGCUACAACUUCAGCACUCUGGUACAACAAUACUUUGCCCAAAACUCCUCGCGCACGCACAAUGAUCUUCUGCAGAUCUGGGUCGACACCGCCGUUCCACUCUUCACUUCGGUAUCGAACAAGACGUUGAUGAUGUGGGAAGAUGUUGUGCUCAACGCCUACCCACACGCACACACGGUCCCGAAGAACAUCAUCAUGCAAGCGUGGAACAACGGCCUGGAGAACAUCCAUAACCUGACUGCUCUAGGCUAUGACGUUGUGGUGUCGUCUUCCGACUUUUUCUACCUUGACUGUGGGUUCGGUGGCUGGGUAACCAACGAUCCGCGAUACAACGAGAUGGCCAACCCCAAUGCUUCGGUGCCGACCUUCAACUACGGGGGCAAUGGAGGCUCCUGGUGCGCGCCGUACAAGACCUGGCAGCGGAUAUACGACUAUGACUUCACGCUGAAUCUCACCGACACACAGAAGAGCCACGUUCUAGGCACAGAAGUCCCUCUGUGGUCGGAGCAGGUCGACGACACCGUCAUCUCCUCCAAGAUGUGGCCGAGGGCAGCCGCCAUGGCCGAGCUCUCGUGGUCCGGCAACAGAGACCCUGUCACUGGCAUCAAGCGGACGACUCAGAUGUCGCAGCGCAUCCUGAAUUUCCGUGAGUAUCUGGUCGCCAACGGUGUCCAAGCAACGCCGCUGGUACCCAAAUAUUGUCUCCAGCACCCGCACGCCUGUGACUUGUUUUACAAUCAAACAGCACUUGCAGACUAUGCAACGACGCAGUGA